AUGGAAUCCGACCCAGCCCUCAGCGACAUGGCGGAUGGACCGAUCAGCUCGCAGCCCAUGUCCGACCAGCUGGGCUCGCACUCAACCCCCUCGACGCGCGACUCCGUCUCCUCCUUCACCAGCACCCCCGCCCGUUCCUUAAGCGGCCCCAAGAAAACCGUCACCCCGAUUACUGCGAACCUCCUGCCCUCAGCGCCCGCUUCUCCCCCAACCCCUGCGCCCAGCCCGACACCCCACCAGCGGCCGCCGAACUGGCACUCUAGCGAUGAGGAGGAGAAUACUUUCCUGUUGAAUCUCCGCAUCCACUUCAGUACCUUGUCCAACGCCCGCAAGCAGAAACUCCUCGAAGGUAUCUUGGAUGUCCUAUCCUUUAUCGACGAUCCUAAGACACUCGCCCGAGCAUCGCAGGUAUCCCGACGCUGGCGCGAACUUCUCAAUGACGACAUUACCUGGAAGAACCUCUGCGAGAAACAUGCAUACUCGGUGCGCCGCUUCUCGGAAGAGGAUGACCUGGAUUCGUUCACCGCCCGUUCGGUCGAGUCCAACUCCGGCUCGCGUGCCAUGGCCAGCCUUCGACGAUUAACAGCAUCCAACAGCCAGUCUGUGGUCGAGGGUUCCCCCGAGCUCACCCGCACGCUGUCGGGCGAGUGGCUACCACCGACCACCUUCUCAUCGCGACGGCGCCGAACCCGGCCAGUAUCCUACCGGUCCCAGUUCAAGCAAAAGUAUAUGGUCGAAUCGGCAUGGAACAAAGGCGGCAGGUGCACUCAGCGCCAUAUUACCCCUGACCAGGGCGUGGUGACGAGCCUGCACUUGACCUCGAAAUAUAUCGUCGUCGCCCUAGAUAAUGCCAAGAUCCAUGUCUAUGAUACCAACGGCGACAACCAGAAAACCCUCCAGGGGCACGUGAUGGGCGUCUGGGCCAUGGUUCCUUGGGACGACAUUCUGGUGAGCGGAGGAUGCGAUCGGGAGGUGCGGGUGUGGAACAUGGCGACUGGGGCGGGAAUCCACUUGCUGCGUGGUCACACGUCAACCGUUCGAUGUCUCAAGAUGUCCGAUCGAAAUACGGCUAUUUCGGGGUCGAGAGAUACGACCCUGCGUAUCUGGGAUCUGGCCACAGGAACGUGUCGCAAUGUCCUGGUCGGGCACCAGGCUAGCGUGCGCUGCCUUGCCAUUCACGGCGAUCUCGUGGUGUCGGGUAGCUACGACACGACCGCGCGGAUAUGGAGCAUAUCUCAAGGUCGUUGUUUACGGACGCUGUCCGGCCACUUCAGCCAGAUCUACGCGAUCGCCUUCGAUGGGCGGCGCAUCGCAACGGGAAGCCUAGAUACAAGCGUCCGGAUCUGGGACCCGCAUUCCGGACAGUGCCACGCUAUCCUGCAAGGCCAUACGUCCCUGGUUGGGCAGCUCCAAAUGCGUGGUGAUACUUUGGUCACCGGCGGCUCGGAUGGCUCUGUCCGCGUCUGGUCGUUGACUAAGAUGGCGCCUAUACACCGGCUGGCGGCUCAUGAUAAUAGCGUUACUAGUCUUCAGUUCGAUAAUACCAGGAUUGUGAGUGGCGGCAGCGAUGGCCGGGUCAAAGUGUGGAACUUGCAGACCGGCCAGCUACUGCGGGAACUGUCUAGUCCGGCGGAGGCGGUAUGGAGGGUUGCUUUCGAGGAGGAAAAGGCUGUUAUUAUGGCGAGUCGAUCUGGCCGAACGGUCAUGGAGGUCUGGUCCUUCUCCCCGCCACCAGAAGACUCCGAGGACGCCAUUGUCAUCGAAAGUGCCUCCAGUACACCGGGCCUCAGCUCUACAGGCGACAGCGAUUUCGCCGUCAACCCUCGCCGUCGUACGCUCUUCUCCGAUCCCCCACCAUCAAUACCCUCCGUCGGCGACGGCGACCAACUCAUGCCCGACGCGCCGUCUUAA
Penicillium canariense is the source of this 1911-nucleotide messenger RNA. Its product is annotated as F-box/WD repeat-containing protein. NCBI's taxonomy places the organism in Eukaryota, Fungi, Ascomycota, Eurotiomycetes, Eurotiales, Aspergillaceae. Bases 1 to 1911 code for a protein of 636 amino acids. The record is from RefSeq and is a predicted model, not a curated record. The transcript has 4 exons. Gene Ontology annotation, molecular function: histone binding. Gene Ontology annotation, cellular component: Set1C/COMPASS complex.